AUGGCCGAAGAUCUCACUUAUAGGGGCCACGUACCUUAUCUAAUAUGUUUCUGGAUUUGUCCCGCUGUCCCGUUUUCUGCUUAUCCCUUUGAAAUAGAAGGUGAAAAUGUUGCGGACGGCGCUGCACCAGUAUUUGAUAUUGCUGAAUUCAGUAUAACUGUACCAGAAAAUGCAACAUUCGGUGAUAUAGUAUGGAGUUGCCAUGCAACAGAUGCUGAUGACCCAUCAACUCCACAAGGACAAAUUGUAUACGAAUUCAACACAAAAGUUAAUCAGCCAAAAUGGUUUCUGGAUAAAAGAUCUUGUGAAUUGUAUGUUUACACAGGAUUGAAUUAUGAAGGACAACAAAGUUACCAGUUAAGAAUACUAGCUAAAGAUCUUCAUCCUACUGCACCACAAACUUCAACGGUUACAGUGAAUAUUCACGUUACUGAUAUCAAUGACAAUGUUCCUACAUGUGACGGGUACUUCAUAGUGUUAAAUGUAAAAGAAGACGAAGCUAUUGGUACAGAAAUAGCCAGACCAGUUUGUUCAGAUGAAGAUAGAGAUAAAUCAACAAAUGGGAAAGUUCUUUUUAAAGUUUCAGACUCCAAUGACCCCGAAGUGAAGGACACAUUUGAAAUACUACCCAGUGGAGCUAUACAACUCAAGAAGCAAUUGGAUUAUGAAACCUCGCCAUCAUAUGUAUUACAAAUAGAUGUUUAUGAUAAUGCUGGAGCAGCUUCUCAUACAACAGGUGUUACAUAUAAUAUAGAAAUAAAAGAUAUCGAUGAUAAUAAACCAACCUGGCCAACAAAUCAAGCUUAUAAAACUGUAUCUGAGUCAACCAAUUUAAAUGCAGCAGUUUUUACUCUGACUGCUGUUGAUGCUGAUAAACCAUUUACUGACGCCUCAUCAAUAAAAUAUGGUAUUCAAACACCAGCCGUUCCUGAUUGGUUUGACAUUGAUAGCCAAACAGGUGCUGUUUCAGUGAAAGGAAUUUUGAAUUAUAACAUUGCACCAUGGGUAACUCUGGAAGUAUUUGCAUAUUCCUCUAAUAAAGUUACUGAUCUAAGUAUAUUACUAGUUAAUAUAAGUUUAACAGACAACAACACCAUAGCACCAAUAUUUCAACAGAUUUCGUAUAUAGGGAAUGUAACUGAAAAUGUACCAACUGGAACUUCCAUUAUAACAGUCAGUGCCACAGAUCCAGAAGCUGGAGUGAAUGGUCAGGUUGAAUAUUUUCUUACAUCAACAGAAUUUCAAGUAGACGCUACAACUGGCGUUGUGACAACAGCUUCAAAUAUGGAUUUUGAAACUGAAAGCAUCUAUACAUUACAAAUUGAGGCCAGAGAUAAAGGAACACCAACACAAAAAGGAUAUGGUUUUCUUAUUGUUAACGUACUGGCAGAAAACGAAUUUGAUCCUGUAAUAAGUGGACCAUCAUCACCUAUUGAUAUACCCGAGGACACCGAACCAGGCUUUAUAAUAGUUAAUAUAACAGCUACAGAUGAAGAUGAUGGAUUCGAUGGUAUUGUAAUCUUUUCAAUUGCUGAGGAACUUGUCCCGUUUACAAUCGAGCCCACAACUGGUAUUCUUAGAGUUGGUAGUAAUCUGGAUAGAGAAUUACAACCUUCGUGGGAAAUCACUGUCAUAGCAACUGAUAUGUCAGAAACCAAUCCAAAAAGUGCAUCAACCACUGUUAUAGUUAAUCUUGAAGAUGUUAAUGACAAUACUCCAAUCUGUGAACCACUUCCAAACGUUGUCGUCCGACUUCCUCAUAAUUUAAACAGCGUUCUCACUACAAUUAGUUGUACUGAUGUUGAUGAUGGACCCAAUAAGGAAUUAGUUUACACCAAAAUGUCUGGCGAUUCACUUAAUGCUUUUAAUGUUGAUAGUGAUACGGGUAGUAUCACACUGGCAAGUUCUCCAACAGAAGUUGAAUACUUUAUUGAUAUAGAGAUAAAAGACAAAGGCAAUCCUUCAAGAAAUGUAAUGUUAGUCUUUUAUGUUAUUGCUGAACUUGAAUUUACGUUGCAAAAUCUCCCCACCGACAUCAUUGUUGAAGAGAAUACCGACUUAGCACAUGAAGUCUUUGAUGUCGAUGAUUGCUGUGUCUUCAGUUUAACAUCUUACGAGAUCCUCAGCGGAAAUGAAGAUAAUCAUGUGGUUAUAGAUCCAGCUUCUGGUAAAAUCAUUCUCAUGCGAAGUUUUGAUAGAGAGACUAAAGACAACUUUCAAUACGAGGUUCAAGCUCGGGCCAUCCAAACAAACACAACUGCUAAAGGUAUUAUCACUGUCAGUAUUAGUGAUUCUAAUGACAAUACCCCAAAAUUUGAUACAAGCUUCCAGUACGUGAGUGUUUUUGAGGACCUUUCCCGUUCGUCAAGUAUACUUCAAAUUACAGCAACAGAUGCGGACAUCGGAAUUAAUGAAGAUUUGAAUUAUACCAUCAUAGCUGGAAAUGAUGAUAGUGUGUUUGACAUAGAUCAAUCUGGUAAUGUACAAUUAUUAUCAACUCUAGAUGCUGAAACUGUGGACAAAUACUCUCUUACAAUUACAGCUACGGAUGGUGGUUCUCCAGCUAUGACAGGCUCUACAAAGUUAGACAUUGAAGUAAAGAAUAUCAACGACUUUGCUCCAAAGUUGGUAGACGUCAAUGGAACUGUUUUUAAAAAUGUAAAAGAAGAUGAAGCACUUGGUGCUCCAAUAUUUACAUUAACUGCUUCAGACGGAGAUCUUAAUACCGUAUUUACAUAUCGUAUAUCACAAGGAAAUGAUGACGAGGUGUUUUUGAUUGACAGCUCGUCGGGAGGGAUCUAUCUGUCUAAGUUGUUAGACAGAGAAAAAGUGGAUCAAUAUAAUCUCACCGUGGAUGCUGAAACCCAGAAUAAUGAGGUCGUUUCAGCACAAGUAUUGGUUAAUGUUUUAGAUAUCAACGAUAAUGACCCGAAAUUUUCUCAGGAUGUCUAUCAGCUGGAAGUUACACACGAGGAACCAGCAGGUACAUCUCUACGUUCAUUCGUUAUAACUGACAAAGAUAUCGGAUCGAAUAAGGAGAUAUCAAGUUUAACAAUAGUCGAUGGUGACACCGGAAACCAUUUUAAGAUAGUUGGAAACGAGAUACAAACUAACGUUCAGAUGAAUUACAAUACCAGAAACCUCUACACUCUGAUAGUACAAGCUCUAGAUGAUGGUUCUCCCAAACGCUGGGGAUUUGCCAGGGUUAUUAUCACAGUUCUUCCUAUUUUCAAGCCACCGCUGUUUUAUGCCGGUGAUUAUUCUGAGACACUGAGUGAAGAUGUUAACCCCGCUCGCGGUGUUAUUGAUUUGGACGCUACUGCCCAAGGAGGGGUCGAGGGUGAUUCUGGAACAAUAAAAUACAGUAUUAGAAGCGGAAACGACGAUAAACAAUUUUAUAUUACUGAUUAUACCGGAGAGGUGAAAGUUGCGUCACGUCUGGACUUUGAAAUCAUGGAGCAGUACAUCCUGACCAUAGAAGCUGUUAGUAGAGAAGAUCCAAAUUUAUCAGCAAGUACAAUAGUAACAAUCGAUAUUGAAAAUGUCAACGACAACUCUCCAGUCUUCAACCAGAGUGUUUAUCAUUUUACAAUCAAUGAGAAUGCUGGAAUAGGUGACACAGUAGGAACAGUGUUAGCUACAGAUUUAGAUAAACCUACUUAUAAUGAACUUUUCUAUAGUCUGGGUAGCAGUAGUGGAUCAAAUGAUUUCAGUAUAGAGACUGCUACUGGUAUAAUUAAAGUUGAUAAAAGUUUAUAUUAUAGAAGACAGAAUGUUUAUAAUAUACCAGUUACAGUAGAUAAUGGUGAUGGAGAGAGACAAGGGGAAGCUUUAGUUGUUAUUAAAAUUAAUGAUGUUAAUGAUAAUACACCAACAUUUACACCAGAUACUGUUAAUAUUGAGGUUGUGGAGUCGAUAGGUACUGGGUUAACGUUUUAUACUGUGAGAGCGGAGGAUUUAGAUACUGGUACUAACGGAGAAAUAAAGUAUACUCUCGUCUCUGGUAACUUUGAUAAUCAACUCACACUUGAUUCUGUUUCUGGAGCUUUAACUGUUGCCUCAAACCUCGACAGAGAAGCUCAUGACAGAUUUGAUUUGAUAAUUCGAGCUGAAGACAAAGGUACACCUUCAGCUCUUUCUGGUACAUUGUUACUUACUGUGAAUGUCGCAGAUGUAAACGAUCAAGGUCCAAGUUUUCCCGAAACCCUCGUAAACGCCCCCGUUUCCCGUACGGCCAAUCCGGGUACAGUAGUGAUAACUGUGGCAGCACUAGAUAAUGAUAUAGGUGAAAAUGGUGUAGUGACCUAUGAAAUAACCAGUGGCAACACGGAUGGCCUCUUCAUAAUUGGACUGAACAGUGGUGACAUUAAAGUAGCCUCUAGCCUAACUUUGGCUGAAAAUGAAUACUCACUGGAAAUAACCGGUAAGGAUAAGGGGAUUCCAGUCAGAACUGACACAAUGACCGUUAAAGUACAGAUUAAUCCAGCUAAAGUAUUCGGCCCCAGUGAACAGGAAAUACAGUUAUAUGAAGAAUUACCGGCAGGAAAUGUAGGAUUAGUAAUGCCAAAACUGGGACAUGCUACUGAUGCUAUUAUGCAAUUUGAAAUAGUCGGGGGAAAUUUUAAAACAAGUUUCGCUGUUGGAAACGAUGGAAGUCUGUCUUCUCUGAGAAAAUUGGAUAGAGAAGAAUACCCAACCUAUAUUCUUUCAAUACGAAUCAGCGAUAACAACAGUGUAUCAUACGUCAAAACUGUGACUCUUUCGUUAAUUGACAUGAAUGAUAAUACCCCUGUUAUUACGGCUAGUAAUACAAAUAUCAAUGUAGUGGAAAAUACACCUGCUGGCCAGAUACUGACAGAUUUUACUGUUAAUGACGAAGAUUCUGGUAGUAACAGUAUAGUCGACAUGACAGUUGGCUCAGAUCCAGUAGACGCUUCUGAAUAUUUCGAGAUAACCAAUAAUACAAGGACUUUCUUGCGAUUGAAAAAACCCUUAGACUUUGAAACUAAACAAUCUUUUACGGUGAAUGUAAUAGCAACAGAUCGAGGGUCUACCCCCUUAUCCAGUUCGAUAGCUAUUACAGUUAAUGUUAUUGACAUUGAUGAUUCUGUUACCAUCAUAAAUGGACCCCGAGAAUUACCUUCCAUUUAUAUUUCCCGUGAAACGUCAUAUAAUACUCCAAAUGAAGCCAAGGUCACCCAAAUAACAGCGGAAGAUUUUGAAAGGAUCUCCGGAAAAACCACAUUUACCUCCAUCAACAGAGAGGGUAUUUUUGCAAUUGAGUUAGACGGUACUGUAACAGUGCAGAAAACAGAGCUCCUUGAAGCGGAAACGGCUUAUUAUUUGUGGAUCAUAGCAAAAACAGAAACCUCUACCAAUAUCAGCAGUGUACUAGGAUUGUUAAGGAUAGAUACAUUUGACCCUAAUCUUCAUGUUGUAUCUAUAGAAUCAUCUCUUGAUGUAAUUACUCUCCAGUCUAAAAG
Messenger RNA from Lottia gigantea (owl limpet), 5483 nucleotides. RefSeq lists its product as hypothetical. Gene Ontology annotation, biological process: homophilic cell-cell adhesion. NCBI's taxonomy places the organism in Eukaryota, Metazoa, Mollusca, Gastropoda, Lottiidae. The record is from RefSeq and is a predicted model, not a curated record. Gene Ontology annotation, molecular function: calcium ion binding; cadherin binding. Gene Ontology annotation, cellular component: plasma membrane; catenin complex. The annotation marks the transcript as partial. The transcript is spliced from 12 exons.